This is a messenger RNA of Metopolophium dirhodum (rose-grain aphid), 3042 nucleotides long. RefSeq lists its product as uncharacterized. Lineage: Eukaryota; Metazoa; Arthropoda; Insecta; Hemiptera; Aphididae. The record is from RefSeq and is a predicted model, not a curated record. Gene Ontology annotation, molecular function: protein binding.
AAAAAAUAACUAGGUGAGCUUCAACAAAACAGUUAUGUUAAGUAUUGAUUGGUAUUGUUAAUCAUAAUUCAGUUGAUAGAACAAAAAAAUUUGUAUAAUAUACUCAAGUGAAUAACAACUGCAACAAAAUUAAUUUUGUUAACCGUGAUUAUUCUGAUAUAACCAUAUUCAUGAUUAAAAUAACACAUAAUUAUGUAGCUGUUACAAAAUAAAAAGUAAAUAUAAUAAUUGUGUAAACGUAGAUGAAUGAUUAUGUAGCAAUUACUAUUCCUUUUUGUAAAAACUACCAAGUGUGAUGUUAAAACUACCAACCACUUAGGGUACUAUCGUACUGGUAACAUAUGACAUUUUUGUGGUGGAGCUGAUAUAAUACUAUAGUUGAAUGAAACAUCUAUUAUGUUGUAUUUACUCAAUUAUUGUUGCAAACGUUUGUAAUUUGUAUAGUGUAUACUUUACAUAAGAAAAUGUUAAUGUUAAUAGUCACUAGUUGUUUAAACUCAAUGUAUUGUUAACUUUGAGAGUAAUAAUGUUGUACUCACUAUUGUUUGGUUGUAUUAACCAAACGAAUUGCGCCAAUAACAAUUGCGCGUUAAAAAUAACAUUAUUUGGAUUGUCCGUUACCUAGUUUUCGUUAUCUCUACAAUUAUGUGGAAAACCCAGCGCUGUGCUAAGGCUAACCACAAAAGACAAAAUUCAAACGAGUAAUAUUGUCCAUUGAGUAAACGACAAACACGUUUCACUGUAGUCACUUACUAAAAUUUUUUUACAUUUGACAUUAUUUUUUUUCCUGUUCUGUGUCCACAUCACUCGUUAAUCCACACACUACUUAAAUUGUAUUGCCGUUUUAAUAUUUUAUAAUAUUAAUAUACUAAUAUAAUAAUUAUGGCUGAUUCCGACGUCGUCGAUAUGCUUCAUGCUUGGGGAUUGUCAAGCUACAUUGAUGUUUUUAAAGAUCAUGGAAUAGAUGUAUCUUGUUUAAGUAUGCUUGACGAAAAUAUGCUUAAAGAAAUAGUUCCAAAAAUCGGCGAUAGAGCCAAGCUAAAAUCAAAUAUUAAUGAUUGGCGUAAGAUAUUAGAUAUGACCAAUGAUAAAGUAAAUUUUUUGAAUAUUUCAAAUGAUUACCCUCAAGAUCUAAAUAUAAGUAUUACACCACCAUUAACUAUUCCUGAAUUUGAAGAAAAUAUUUUAACUACAAACACUGAUAAUGAAUCUGUAGUUUUGGAUAGCGAAACAUCAACACAUUCUUCUAUAGAUAGUAAAACAGAUGAGGGUCUUCCACUACUAGAUUAUUUAAAAAAAAAUUCUGAAGGUCGUGCUAUUUUGGCAUCCAAUAAAACGACACUGGACAAUGCUGCCAGAAGAAAACUGUGCAGUAUUAUAGUAAGAAUGGAACUACAAGACGACCCAGAAAAACAAUUUAAAACUCCACGUUUACUGAGUCUUUCACAAGAAAUCGUUAAAAUUUUUCCAGGCGAACAUAUAAGUCCCAUGUUAAAAAAGUCUGCUAAAGGGAAACUUUUAGACUGUUUUAACAACAGGAGGAGGGAAUAUAAGAAAGUGGGAUUAAUUGCUAACUCUCCUAAGCAUACAGACCAUUCACUCCCAAAAUCAGCACUACUACUAGCUAGUACCCAACCAGUUGUUUAUACUGAUAGUGAAAAUGUUGAUGAAUCUUUAUCGUGGCUCCACAAUUCUUCUGACCCAUGGGAUCUUGUUGUAAAACAUUGGUCGAUUACAAGAGCCACACGUUUAAAAAAAAUUUUGGACUCAAAUUCUGAAGAGAUAUCCAUAGGUGAUUACAUGAAGGAGUAUCCAGCAUUACAAAAACCAGCAGGAUAUAAUCUUUUGAUUGAUGAUUUUAACUUCAUACAUCCUGACAAAAUAAACAGCCUUUAUGAAACAUUUCCAUUGUAUAAAACAAAAAUUUUAGAAUUAGCAAAAACUGCAUUGUUAAAAUUAAGAGACAAUACCAUAAAAGGAAUUUUGAAUGAACAUAUUGAUUUGUCAUUAGCAAGCGAAGAAGCAUCAGCUAUAGCCACGUUUUCUAUUUUGCCAUUUCUCUUCAGUCCAGCUUCUACCAAAAGAAAGAAAGGAAAAAAUAGUUCAUGGAAACCUUCGAAGAUUGAGAUGAAAGAUGGUUUUAUAACACAUUUAAAAUCCUACAGUGAAUUACAGGAAACAGUAACAAGAAGAAAAAACAAGUAUGCUCAACUUGGUUGCACCUUGCAGCCUUUUAUCGUAAUUGUAGGCCCAAGCAUCAAUGAAAUUGCACAAUUUUAUGUUUAUGUUGAUAACACUUAUUAUAUUCUAAACUCAAUUGUUGGGGCAAUUGAUUGUUGUUUCAAAGUUAUUCAUGCGUUAAAUUUAGAAUAUCCAUUAGAAUGCCUACAACUUUGGACAUUUAUUCAAAAGGUUUUUUUUAAAAUUAAAACUGUUUGGGACACUGAGUUUGUAUCAGUAAAUUCACUUAUAAGUGAUAUAGGGAUAACUAAUGUUUUAUAAUCAGUAUUCAUUAUUCCUUGUAAUUUGUAUUCAAUUACAUAUUAUGUUGUUCAAUAACUCUUGUAUUCAUUAUUCAUAUAUUAAUUUUUAAAUUUAAAUAAAUAAAUCAAUGUGCUUUUAUUACAUUUAAUAACAUCAUUCAUGAAGUUAUACAAUUGUAAUUUUUAAAUUUUAAAUAUACCUGUAGGUUCUUAAAACUUACAUUAUGCCUUAUUGUUUUAUUUGUAAAGAAAAGUCACCUAAUAUUGGGUUAUUAUGUAAACAUUUUAAGUAUAAGCACGCUAAGCAUGAUUUCAUUAAAUAUAUCUGUAUAGAAAAUCAUUGUAACCGGUCAUUUCAUUUAUUAAAUUCAUUUAAAAAACAUGUUGCUGCAACUCAUUACUCUCAAACAUCUAAACUUCCAAAAAACCUUUUUACGACUAGUUUUCAUAGUAAUGAAUUGGCAUCAUUUAAUAGUCCAACAAGUUUUGUCAAUACACCUACUUCCAUUGAAAUGCCACCUAUACAGUCUUUAUCGGUUGAUAACUUUAAUAAUCCUAA